Molecule: messenger RNA, 2172 nt
Organism: Raphanus sativus (radish)
Lineage: Eukaryota; Viridiplantae; Streptophyta; Magnoliopsida; Brassicales; Brassicaceae
Product: probable UDP-N-acetylglucosamine--peptide N-acetylglucosaminyltransferase SPINDLY
Molecular function (GO): protein binding
Source: RefSeq, a predicted model, not a curated record
GCAAUUGUCUUCUAUGAGCUUGCUUUCCACUUCAAUCCACAUUGUGCUGAGGCUUGCAACAAUUUGGGAGUACUCUACAAGGACCGUGACAACCUUGAUAAAGCUGUGGAGUGUUAUCAGAUGGCUCUGUCAAUCAAACCAAAUUUCGCACAGUCGCUUAACAACCUUGGUGUCGUCUACACAGUCCAGGGGAAAAUGGAUGCUGCUGCUGACAUGAUUGAGAAGGCAAUCCUUGCAAAUCCCACUUAUGCAGAAGCUUUUAACAACUUAGGUGUUCUUUACAGAGACGCUGGAAACAUAACCGCAGCUAUUGAUGCUUAUGAGGAAUGCCUUAAGAUAGAUCCAGAUUCUCGCAACGCUGGCCAGAACCGAUUGCUUGCCAUGAACUACAUAAAUGAAGGACUUGAUGACAAACUGUAUGAGGCUCACAGAGACUGGGGUUGGCGUUUCACUAGAUUACACCAACAGUACACUUCUUGGGAUAAUAUCAAAGAUCCAGAGCGACCUAUCACCAUCGGAUACAUCUCCCCAGACUUCUUCACUCAUUCAGUUUCUUAUUUCAUUGAAGCCCCACUCACUCACCAUGAUUACACAAAGUAUAGAGUUGUGGUUUAUUCAGCGGUAGUUAAGGCAGACGCAAAAACAUUCAGGUUUAGGGAUAAAGUGUUGAAGAAAGGUGGAGUGUGGAAAGAUAUAUACGGAAUAGAUGAGAAAAAGAUUGCAAGUAUGGUCCGAGAAGACAAAAUCGACAUUUUGGUAGAACUCACUGGCCAUACAGCCAAUAACAAGCUGGGAACCAUGGCCUGCAGACCAGCACCUGUUCAGGUUACUUGGAUCGGCUAUCCAAAUACUACGGGCUUGCCCACUGUUGAUUACAGAGUUACAGAUUCGUUGGCUGAUCCACUAGACACUAAACAGAAACAGGUCGAGGAGCUGGUUAGGCUUCCGGAGUGUUUUCUUUGUUAUACACCAUCACCAGAGGCUGGUCCUGUUUGUCCAACACCAGCUCUUUCCAAUGGCUUUGUCACAUUUGGUAGCUUCAACAAUCUCGCAAAGAUUACUCCUAAGGUGCUGCAAGUAUGGGCUAGGAUACUCUGUGCAGUUCCCAACUCUCGCCUUGUGGUAAAAUGCAAACCUUUCUGCUCUGACAGCAUUAGGCAGAGGUUUCUCACGACGCUGGAGCAGCUUGGGUUAGAAUCAAAGCGCGUUGAUCUUUUGCCGCUUAUUCUUUUCAAUCACGACCAUAUGCAAGCUUACUCCUUAAUGGACAUAAGUUUGGACACAUUCCCUUAUGCUGGAACUACCACAACCUGUGAAUCUCUCUACAUGGGAGUUCCAUGUGUUACUAUGGCUGGUUCAGUACAUGCUCAUAACGUUGGUGUCAGUCUUCUCAGUAAAGUUGGUUUGGGACGCCUGGUUGCUAAAAAUGAGGAUGAGUAUGUGCGGUUAUCUGUUGAUCUAGCUUCUGAUGUCACGUCUCUUUCAAAGCUGAGAAUGAGUCUCAGGGAUCUAAUGGCUGGAUCUCCUGUUUGUAACGGUCCUUCCUUUGCUGUUGCUCUUGAAUCCGCAUACCGAAAUAUGUGGAGAAGCUACUGCAAAGGUGAAGUACCGUCCUUAAGGCGAAUGGAAAAGCUGCAAAAAGAGGUCCAAGAAGACCCCUUAAUCUCAUCAAGACUCAACGUCACUGGUGAAGCCACUCCUUCGCUCAAGGCCAAUGGUUCUGCUCCUGUUCCUUCUUCCUUACCAACCCAGUCCUGGCAGCUCUCAAAGAAAAUGGACUCCACUGGUUAAAGUGAACAGUAUUACAGAGAGAUACCGAGCUGCUGUGUAAUGAGGGAUUAUAUAGAACUUAAGCGCACACUGAUGCAUUUGCAGAUUCUGGACCCGUAUGGGUGAAAGGUGUGAAAGAGAGAGUCCAUGAGAUCUUUUUCCUUCCAUGACACUAUAGGAAUAGACUUUUAGAUUACUGCUUGUGUUAGUAAAAAAAGAAUAGUAUUGUUAGUUUAGCUUUAUAAUGAUUCUUGGCAAGUCUAUGUGGAAGUGGAUUUGGAGUUUUUCUUCUCAUCUGAGAGAUCAAACUGUUGUAUUAAUUAGGGUUUUAAGGCUUCUUUGGAUGCUUGUUUUCAUGUGUUUGAUAAUGAUAGUUCUAUAGCCAAAAUAAUUGGCAUAUUC